UAACCUCCAACAUGGCGGCGAGAGGCCAUGUGCAAGACCCUAACGACCGGAGACUCAGACCCAUUUACGGUAACAAUUCGCAGAAAAACAGCACAUUGUGUCUGGUUAGAUGUUUUGUCAGUGUUUAUCGACGUACCGGAGUGGUCGUCUGGUCAGUACCUUGUGUCCGGGACUCGGUGGGCAGUACCGCGGCCCCCGAACAAGUCCUAGCCCCGUUCUCAAUUCACCUGCAGUGCUGAAUGACAGUGCAACUUGAGUGGAUGUCAGCACAAUUCUGACAGCGCACACCUGCAGACCGUUUGCCCACCAAUAAUGCACAAUGAGACCGCUUUGCUUUAAACGAAACCCCAAAAGAGUUUCAACGAUCAGUCUCUCUCACUCGUAAAGUUCAGGUCUCCUAUAUUUGACAGCUAGCUAGCUACCGGUAAGCUACCUACAGCUAGCUAGCCACGUUAGUAUGCAGAAACCGUGAUGAAUCUGAACCGUAUUGCAAAUAGUUUUGUAUGUGGCAGAAAUAUCAACAGCUAACUAACGUUAGCUAGCUAGGUAGCUAGUUGUUCAGAUACAGUACAUUGGGGUGUAUUAUUAGUUACACAAAUUGAUCAGACACAUUUUACCGUCCGAGCUAGCUCAGCUCGCUAGAAAAGGCUGCCACAGAGGGGCAAGACAAGAUGUUCAUGGUUGUGAACUGUGAUGCCAACGUUAGCUAGUUAACUAGCUAGCUGGUUAGCUUGCUUUAUUAGCGUGUGUUUGAUUUCGUGCCUCACUCUGCUGAUGUUAGCUCAUUGGGUUAUACAGAUCAAUGAUCAUGGCUAGCUAACGGUAACGUUAUGUGUCAGAUGGGCAUAAGAGGAUUAAGGUUGGCUAGCUUGAUAUGCCUGGUUGUGUUGAUGCUGUAACGUUAGCCUCUGUUUUUGGCCAUUCGAUUACAUUUUAGUGACGUGUUCCAUCAUACAGAUAACUAGAUCGUUAGAUUUAUAUUAAAGACUGCUAUAAUAAACACUCACCAUUGUUGAGGCUUCUCUUUCCUCUAAACUUUUCUCUUUCCUCAAAAGCUCUGCUAAAAUCAUGUUGAUAAUCACGUGACAGAUGUUGUCAGUGAGUGGACAGUGAGCACACAAUGAAAAAUCUAGGGGAACUCGGUUCAUGAGGAGUGUAAAUGUAAGAGUGGAAAAAAAUAAAAUGGCCAACAGGAGACACAAUUAUUUUGGCCUAGCUGUCAUUUGGGCUGAUGGCGUAGUGUAGAGCACUGUGUCUGUCUGUCUGGCAGGGUUAAUUUUGGCACCCAGCUGUCUAGAAGCCUAUACUCCAAGCUUGCCCUGGGAAAGGGACUGUGUGUGUGUGCUCUGUUGUGAUCCACAGGAGGACCACAGUGAGAGAGUUGUGUGUAUCAAGGUUGCAAACAAUGGCAGAGGUCAGAGACCGAAUACACAGACACUGUCGGUUGGUCAUACAAAUAGAUAUUCUAAUCUUGUCACGCUCUUGGGCACUCACACAAAUACACACAUGCCCAAACACCUCCACUCAAGACAGUACACAUAGUGAACCACAUAAACGCGCUCACACACACCACAGAAUGUAUUUGCAUAUUUAGUUUGUCAGACAGGCAGUGGCAGAAUGCUGCAGUCUCAGCUGGUUUUAGAAAGUUACUCCUCUUGUUUUUUGUUCUCUUCUAAAUAUCAGGGCCAUGAAUAUAUUUUUCAAAGUCUCUCCCAGUUACUGUAUUAUUAUUGUUGUCAUGUCCUUCAUACAUCUUGAAAAUGUCAUUUUAGAAACUCUUUUUAGAGCCUGAGAAUAGCUUUGGAUGAAUUAUGUAAAUCUGUGCAGGUUUUAAAAAACCGGUGGUUGCUGCGGCAUCUUAGUACUCCAUGAAUGGUUUGUAGAGAAAUAGAAGGAAUAGCUCCUUUGUGUGGGACUUGACUGGGUGUGGCCGUGUGCGUCAUGCUAUGUACUGUAUGGAGUAGGUUGACUGAUGCUGUGAUGUCAUCUCCCAUCAGACUACCUGGACAAUGGCAACAACAAGAUGGCGAUCCAGCAGGCUGACAAACUGCUGAAGAAACACAAGGACCUGCACUGUGCCAAGGUUGGUGGGACUCUGGCUCUGGGCUAUAUUUAGGGCCCAAGAUGGACCCCAGAGUUGUUCCUGGUCUGGUCCAAAACUGACCCCCUAGGCCCCUAUCUAAAACCAUACCACUAACAUCUACUCCCUACCCCUAUGAUGAUGAUGGUGGCAUGUUACUCAGGCAGAUCUCCCUCUCCCCAGGUGUUGAAGGCCAUCGGUCUGCAGCGAACAGGGAAGCAGGAUGAGGCGUUUAGCCUGGCCCAGGAGGUGGCCACCCUGGAACCUACCGAUGACAACUCACUACAGGCUCUCACUAUACUGUACCGGGAGAUGCACCGCCGUGAGUACACACACACACACACACAGAGAGAGAGAUAACUCUAUAUGAUCUUUUAGAUGCUGUGACGGUGUUGACUCUCCCCGUCCCCUCCUCUCUCUCUAGCUGAGUUGGUGACUAAGCUGUAUGAAGCUGCGGUGAAGAAGGUUCCCCUCAGUGAGGAGUAUCACUCUCACCUGUUCAUGGCCUACGCCCGCGUUGGAGAGUACAAGAAGAUGCAGCAAGUCAGAAUACACACACACACACACACACACACACAGUAAUAACAUGUAAACAAAUGAUGUAUUAUGCUACAGUAAUUCAUGUAUUUUGUGUAGUUCUAACUAAUGUCUCUUUCUCUCUGGCUGUAGGCAGGGAUGGCUUUGUAUAAGAUUGUUCCUAAGAACCCAUAUUACUUCUGGUCUGUCAUGAGUUUGGUCAUGCAGGUAGGCAUGGUCUCUCACUAGAUAUAACCAGUGGCCAGUUUAUUAGGUACACGAAAAUCGAUCGCUCCUGCAGACAGUGAGUCACGUGGCCGUGGCUUGUUAUAUAAAGCCGGCAGACAGGCAUCGAGGCAUUCAGUUACUGUUCGAUUGUACGUUAGAAUGGGCAAAACAAGUGACCUUAGCGACUUUGAGCGUGAUAUGAUCGUCGGUUCCAGGUGCGCUGUAUCCAGUAUCUCAGAAACGGCCGCCUUCCUGGGCUUUUCACGCACGACAGUGUCUAGGGUUUACAGAGAAAGGUGCGACAAACAAAAAAACAUCCAUUCAGCGGCAGUCCUGUGGGCGAAAACAGCUCAUUGAUGAGAGGUCGAAGGAGAAUGGCAAGAAUCGUGCAAUGCUAACAGGCCGGCCACAAACAGACAAAUAACGGCACAUUACAACAGUGGUGUGCAGAACGGCAUCUCGGAAGGGCUAUUGUAGCAGACGGCCACACCAGGUUCCACUCCUAUCAGCUAAAAACAAGAAGAAGAUGCUCCAGUGGGCACGCGAUCACCAACACUGGACAAUUGAGGAGUGGAAAAACAUUGCCUGGUCCGACGAAUCCCAGUUCCUGUUGCGUCAUGCUGAUGACAAAGUCAGGAGUCCAUGGCCCCAUCCUGCCUGGUGUCAACGAUACAGGCUGGUGUUGUACUGGGGUGGGAAAUGUUUUCCUGGCACACGUUAGGUCCCUUGAUACCAAUUGAGCAAUGAUUGAACGCCAUGCCCCAAAGCAUUCAGGCCGUACUGGAGGCAAAGGCGGGGUCCGACCCUGUACUAGAUGGCUGUACCUAAUAAACUGGCCACUGAGUGUAUAUAGCUUGUGUGACUGACUCUGUAUGUGUGACUCUGUAUGUGUGACUGUGUGACUGUGUAUGUGUGACUGUGUGACUUUGUAUGUGUGAGUCUUUAUGUGUGACUGUGGGUGGUUGUUUGCUUGCAUGUGUGUAAUUGCUCUGUGUGUUUCAGGCCAUCUCUGCGCAGGAUGAGAAGCUGGCCCAGACCAUGUUCCUGCCCCUGGCUGAACGCAUGGUGGAGAAGAUGGUCAAGGAGGAGAAGAUCGAGGCUGAGGCAGAGGUGCAGCUGUACUUUAUGAUCCUUGAGCGACUGGGGAAGUGUGUGGAGGCUCUCGACAUGGUCCGAGGUCCACUGGGAGGUAAGAGUGGUGUGUGUGUGUACACAGAACAGAGAUUGUGUGUGUUAGAGAGAGACCCAGAGAGAGGAUUUGUGCAGCUUGUAGGUUGUGACUUAUUCAUGUCUUUCUACUCAUUCUGUGUAUGUGCAUGGUUCCAUAGAGAAGUUGACCAGUGAGUUGCGGAGCAGGGAGAAUAAGUGUAUGAUGAUGUACCAACGAUUGCAGCUCUGGCCUGAAUGCAACGCUCUGUCCUACAAGCUACUGCUCAAAAAGUGAGUACACACAUAUUCAUAUAAAUAGUCACAUUUAUGCACAUUCAGCAUUUGUGUCUUAAAACUCUCCCCCACUAACUCCCUAUCUUUCUCUCUCUCUCCUCUCUCCAGUCCUGAUGAUUGGCAGUUCUAUCUCUCCUACUUUGACUCUCUCUUCCAUCUGAUGGACAAGUCCUGGAGCCAGCCUGAGGAAGGAGAGCAGUGAGUACUGUGUGUGUGUCUGUGUGAGUGAGAAAAGCUUAUAUAAUAGCUGACUAGACUAUUCCUCUUGAUGGACGUUUUACGACGUCAUGUAAGAGAAGACCAGAUGGGCUGAUCAAACAAUAAAUAUAAUCUGACUAUCUCCUCUGCCUCCCCUCUCUCUUCACUCUCUCCUUCUCUCCCCCGCCCCUCCCUCUCUAGCUGUGUGGAGGGUCCAGUGCAGACCACGGUGGCGGAGGCAGUGAAGUUUGUGGUGGACAGGAUGGAGGAGCAGGACCUGAAGGAGUCACGUCCUCUCAGAGGGCCCUACCUGGCCUGCUUGGAGCUCAUACACAGACUGAGACAGAGGGGCUGUCCAGAUGAGAAAGACCUAGGUACACACACACACACACACCACAGUUUCCUUGGCUGUUGAUUGUUUGCAUUGACCGUUUUGAUUGGUUGUUGGCUUCAGGUGAUCCGUUGGAGCUGAUGGUUCAGUUCUUUGGGAAGUUUGGAGACAAACCCUGCUGCAUUACUGACCUGAAUAUAUACCUUCACCUUCUGCCCCCUGAGCAACGCUCACAGGUACACACACACACACAUUCUCACCUGCAGAAUACCACCAGUAGUGGGAGUUGAUCACCAACCAAGCCCUUGAUGAGUUUAAUAUGAUAAUAUCCAUUUUGCUCCUCUCCUUCCUUUCCUCCUCCCUGUAGUUUAAAAACCGUCUGGGGGAGUUGGUUCCGUUGGGGGAGGCGGGGGAGGAUGGCUUUGGGUUUCCGGGGGAUACGAAGGCGUUGCAGAGACACCUGUGUGUCUGUCAGCUGAGCCGGGCGUUGGGACUGCAACACGCUCUGGACACAGAGGGCAAGCUACGCCUCAUCACAGAACUCAAAGCCCACUACCAUCACGGACUACAGUUCGGUAAGAACAGCAGCACCCCUCUAUCUCUCUCUCUCCUAAUCCUUCUCUCUCGCUCUCACUACCACUAUGUGGGUUACAAUUUGGUAAGGGCAUACAUUCCUCUAUAUGUCUCUAUCCGUCUUUAUCCACCCCUCUCCGUCUAUCCAACAUUUUGUGCAUCUAACUUAAAAACUGCUGGAAGAGAUGCAAUGCCAAUUUUAGGAAGACCCAGAGAAAUGGUUUGAGUCUGACUAUAGUUAGUGUGUGUGUGUGUGUAACAGGGAAGUCGUGUCUGAAGACAGAGCUCCAGUUCUCUGAUAUGUACUGUCUCAUGGCCGCUCACGUCUACAUCGAUCUCUGGACAGAAACUGGUGAGUCGCCACUCUCGCUUUCUCUCCGCCCUCUCACUUAAUGUACGCUCUUUCAUCUCUCUCCCUUUCUCUUGCUCUCUUUCUCUCUCUCCUUCUCUGUCUCCUCCUCUCACUGUCUCUGGGCAUUUGUUAACAAACAAACAUACAACUGUGUGUCUCUGUGUGUGUGUGUGUGUGUGUGUGUGUGUGUGUGUGUUAGGCGAUGAGAACAUGCUGUGGCAGUGUCUAGGUGUGUUAGAGGAGGGUUUGUCCUUCAGUCCCUCCAACGCUCAGUUCAAACUGCUGCUGCUGCUUCUCUUCUGUCGCCUGGGAGCCUUCCAGCCCGUAGUGGACCUCUACUCCAGCCUGGACGCCAAGCACGUACAGCACGACACCAUAGGGUGGGUCUAUAGUACACACGCAUCACGAUACAAUAGGAUUACCAUAACCAAUGCACUAAUCCUUAUAUUCUCUCCCAGGUAUCUGUUAACUCGUUAUGCUGGCUCGUUGGGGCAGUUUGCUGCAGCCUCCCAGUCCUGUAACUUCUCCCUCAGGUUUUUUCACUCCAACCAGAAAGAUGUGAGACCCUGUCGCAUCUAAAUAUGUCAUAAAUAUGGAAUAUAUUCUGAUGAUGUUCCCCUAGUCUUUUCUCACCUCUGUCCUCCUUCCUCUUCUCAUUUCUCUCCUUCUCCCCCAGACCUCAGAGUACAUCAUCCAGGCCUAUAAGUAUGGAGCGUUUGAGAAGAUCCCAGAAUUCAUAGCGUUUAGAACCCGGCUCAACCAAUCGCUGCACUUCGCUCAGGUCCGCACAGAGAGGAUGUUACUGGACCUGUACACCGAGGCUGACGUGUUAGUACACACACACACACACACACACACACACACACACACGCACACACACACACACCUGUAACAUAUUCCUGUUUUGUUCCAGCACAUCGAGUCUAGAGGAGAGUGUGAAGGCUAUGGGUGUGUGUCCUGAGGAGGAUGACAUUCCCUGGGACAACAUGAGAGACAACAGAGACCUGACUGUCCUCGUCAGCUGGGACCCCAAGGACAGGUACACACACACAUACCAAGGACUUUUUAUUUAUUUUAUUUUUUAUUUUAUUUCACCUUUAUUUAACCAGGUAAACCAGUUGAGAACAAGUUCUCAUUUACAACUGCGACCUGGCCAAGAUAAAGCAAAGCAGUGCGAUAAAAACAACAACACAGAGUUACAUAUGGGGUAAAACAAAGUCAAAAAUACAACAGAAAUACAUAUAUAUACAGUGUGUGCAAAUGUAGCAAGUUAUGGAGGUAAGGCAAUAAAUAGGCUAUAGUGCAAAAUAAUUACAAUUAGUAUUAACACUGGAAUGAUAGAUGUGCAAGGGAUGAUGUGCAAAUAGAGAUACUGGGGUACAAAUGAGCAAAAUAAAUAACAAUGUAGGGAUGAGGUAGUUGGGCGGGCUAAUUUCAGAUGGGCUGUGUACAGGACUUCAGAUGGACUUGUAUCAGUGUUUCUCCUACAGUCAUUUAGCUGUGGUGCUGCGCCACGGCAAAAUCAUUGCAGCCACGCCACCAAAAUAUGGAACAUGGAAAAAUAUAUUUCUGCCAAGGUGUACUUUGAAGAUGCUAAAACAGUCCACAGACUUUUCCUCUGCAAACAAAAUGAGUAAUGAAUAGAAAAACCAGACAACCCCAUAGUAGAAUAGUUUAUCUAUUUACCUAGUCAUCUUGAUGUGCGUUCUAUUCGAGAUAAAUAUUCCUCUCAAGGCACAUUCAAGUUGCGAGUGCCAUAUAUGCAUUCUGACAAGAAGUCAAUGCACAACAAUUCAUAAUAGAAUCAUGGGGAAAACAGUAGUUUUAAUGGCCUUUGUUAAAAUAGGGGGAUCCAAGCUUUCCAUUCCUACUUUAUUUAUCAACUCCUAAAUAUGCGUGAACUGCAGUAUUUUAAACCCAGUUUUUAGAUGUUGCCUGGUUAAGCAUGUUACCAUGUGGCAAUUAGCAGUGAGUGCAUAGGGGAGAGUGGUGCUCAAUGUAACACGGGUGAAAACGCCACCCUACCUCAAAAUAAUUUUUGGGGAGUGACUUAAAAAAUUGUGAUGAGACAGAUUACAUUUUUAGUCGAGCAAGAGUAGUGACAUUGAGAAGUACAGGUAGGUUACGUUUUACCCCAUGUUACCCUAACAGGUAGGCCUACAUUAUAUUCACUGUUUUUAUGCCAGUUUUGUGGGACAUAAAAUGAAUCAUUAUGAUGCUAACUAGUUAACAGAUCACAUUUGGGAUCUAGCUAAUGAUUAGCUCAAUGGGGUAGAUGCAGAUAGGCAACCCCAUGCUUCAGCCUAUUUAUUUAUAGCCACUAUGCUGCUAUCAGUUGAGCUACAGGUGAUAAUGCUUAUGCUAGCAUACCUGAUAAUAUGGACCAUGCAUAGGCUAUAUGCAUGGUCCAAUAUGUGACAAUAAUUGUAGUAACAAAUCAUUUUACCAAUGUGUUAUUGGGCUAAUUUCUGGAGAUGGAAAUUAUAUUUUAUAUGGUGUCAUUAUAAUAACAUUUUCAUUCAUUUUGGAGUAGAAUGUCCUUUUAAAAAGUCACCUGAACUGAGCUUCUCAGUCCUUCUACAUAAAAAUGAUCUGUGGGGGGGAGCCCGGACCCCGAAAACGAGGGGGAGAGACAACCCCUUAAACCCCCCUCCAUGAAGGUUUCCCCCACUGCUAUAAUUUUUUGUAGAGGAAACACUUGACUUGUAUAACACGUUAUUUGUUGACGUCACAUUUCACAUAUGUCAUUCUGUGAAAACGACAGUUAAUUGUGUGUGUGUUCCAGGGAGCUGACUGAGGAGCAUCGUCGUCUGUCUCUAGAAGAGGAGUCCGUCUGGUUGAAGGUUCGCUCUCUCACACUCCGCCUCCUCGCCUCAUUGGCUCUGCUCGGACAUGCCCCCUCGCCACGGAACUCUGAUAAGACCAAUGAGAACGGUAUAUCGGCCAAAAGCUCCACCCUCCAGACCCUCCUCUCCCAGCUAGAUCAGACGCUAGAGACCGCAGCCCAGAUCACAGAGAAACAGACACAGGUACACACACUAAUAUAUAAUGUAAUAUAUGCUAUUUAGCAGACGCUUUCAUCCAAAGGGACUUAUAAUUGGUGCAUACAUGUUCAUAUGGGAGGCCCCAGCAGGAAUCAAACCCACGACCCUGAAGUUGCUAGCGCCAUGCUCUUACCAACUGAGCCACACAGGACCACUAACUGUUGUUGUGUUGUUCCAGUACCCGUUCCUGGGCCCUCCCUCCUCCCGCCUGGCCUCUGCUCUGUCUAGUGGCAGCUGUCACUGUCAGGUCUCUGCUCUGCAACUAUCACUGACUCUACGAGAACUAGAGACCACUGGACUGGGUAAGACAGGGAGAUGAGGGGAGAUGGGGGGGGGGGGGGGGAUGGAGAGAGAGAGAGGGAUGUAGGGUCCCCUACCACUUGCCUCAACCGUCUGUCCAUCUACAGGAGCAGGAGGACUGGGAAGGAGAGGGAGAUGGGAGGGAGAGUGGGUGGGUGGCUAGAGAAGGUGUAAUGGAGAGGGGAAGAGGAGAAAGGAUGGAUAUCUUUGUCAUGCUCUUUAUUCUAUUUCUUUUUCUCUCAAGACGACUCAUCGGAACUCCAAACCCAGAUCUGUAACACCUUCAAAUCAUUAGUAGUACAACUCCAAGGUAAGCCAUCACAGACAUCUUUGUUAAAGAUGACAAAAUGUCCACGGUAAUAAUGACUGUCUAGUCAGCCACAGGAGAUGUCAUGGCUUCAGAUCUCUAGUCGAGUUAUCACUAGUGUAGUGGAUCAUUCUUAUUCCCCAUGCUGAUCUGUGCCCCCCCCCCCCCCCCCCCCCCCGUCCCCCCCCCGUCCCCCCCCCGUCCCCCCCCGUCCCCCCCCGUCCCCCCCGUCCCCCCCCCCAGAGAUGUUAUCCAGAUGUAAAGGAGAAGUGUUGGAGAUGAAAGACAGCAGAUUGAAGACCCAACCCUCCCUAUUAGAAACACUGGUCUUCUUCGUGGAGGUCAGCGUAUUACACGUAUAGUCACGCUAAAUAUACAUCAGUAAUACUUCACUAAAAUGUAAAGGUAUUAUAAUAUGAAACAUGCAGAUGCACAGCAAUACGUGGUGUGUGUGUCUCCUGGUCAGACGGUGUGUGUGGUGCUGUGGGUGGCCAGUUACUCUGCCAACGUACUGCGACCGCUCAAGUCCAGUCUACAGAAGAAGAAGAAGAAGAAGAAGGACAUCAACACAGCCAUGGUACACAGUUUCUACCGUCUCAUCCUUACCUUUGUGCUCCUACAACCCUUCUCUGGCAUGACCCCAUCAGUUUUCACACCAUACUAGGGGUGUGAAUGUUUAAAUGUUCAAAUAUUUAAAUGAAAUUGGGAUUCUUAAUGUUAAGAAAAGUCCCAAACUGAAAAACAAUGUUAUUUAGUUUUUUCCCCCACAAAAUUAAAAUAGCAUUGCAGUUGCAAAAACAUAUUAUUUUCUGUGUUAAAGCCUAACUAGACGAUAGGCUAUAAAGGUCUGGGGAAAGUUGUCAUUUAAAUAAAACCAGGGAGGAAGAGUUGGACUUUAGACUACUUUGGUGAAUGUUUUCCAUAGUCAUUACGCCUUUUUCUGUUGCAAAACAUUUCUUAAACGGAAGCAAACUAAACAAGGCGGGACCUACCUGCAUUUGUCCAAUAGAAACUCUUGUUUUAGUGGCAAAAUGUUUUGCAACUGUUUAGACUAAUGAUUACACCCAUGCUCUUUCUCUUCGCUAAUGAUGCGAGUGUGUUCAGUCUUCGGUCUGUUGCGUGUAGAAUAUCCUAGCCUGUUCAUUGAUGAAAGGCCCUGCUUUACUGAAGUUGCGAGAUACAGCAUUCCAUUGUGAGAUACAGCUUUUAAUUACCGAUAGAUAGGCCUAGUGCACGGUUCUGACUGUCUGCCUGGUGGCUGACCUGCCUAUACUGUGCCCCUCCCCUCUCUCGCCAGCCCUCGCUUGCUCGCUAUGAAAGAUGUGAGUGUUCUCGGAAGUACAGCAACUAAUGUCAACUCUGUUCCAAAAAUACUGAAUCUUAGGAGUCGAUUACUAGCGGAAUCGAAUCUUGACACAGAAAUGGUAGUCGACACUGUGAGUCCGACGUGCAAGGAGUCGAGGAAUCAAUUAUUUUGGCGUUGACAUUCCACCACUACCUACUCAUCAAUAAUAGUUGGCAAUGCAAAUAGUCUGGGUAGCCAUUUGAUUAGAUGUUCAGGAGUCUUAUGGCUUGGGGGUAGAAACUAUUUAGAAGCCUCUUGGACCUAGACUUGGCGCUCAGGUACCGCUUGCUGUGCGGUAGCAGUGAGAACAAUCUAUGACUAGGGUGGCUGGAGUCUUUGACACUUUUUAGGGCCUUCCUCUGACACCGCCUGGUAUAGAGGUCCUGGAUGGCAGGAAGCUUGGCCCCAGUGAUGUACUGGGCCGUACGCACUACCCUCUGUAGUGCCUUGCGGUCGGAGGCCGAGCAGUUGCCAUACCAGGCAGUGAUGCAACUAGUCAGGAUGCUCUCGAUGGUGCAGCUGUAGAACCUUUUGAGGAUCUGAGGACCCAUGCCAAAUAUUUUCAGUCUCCUUAGGGGGGAAUAGGUUUUGUCGUGCCCUCUUCACGACUGUCUUGGUGAGCUUGGACCAUGUUAGUUUGUUGGUGAUGUGGAAACCAAGGAACUUGAAGCUCUCAACCUGCUCCACAAUAGCCCCGUCGAUGAGAAUGGGGGCAUGCUCAGUCCUCUUCUUUUUCCUGUAGUCCAAUCAUCUCCUUUGUCUUGAUCACGUUGAGGGAGAGGUUGUUGUCCUGGCACCACACGGCCAGGUCUCUGACCUCUUCCCUAUAGGCGGUUUCAUCGUUGUCGGUGAUCAGGCCUACCACUGUUGUGUCAUCGGCGAACUUAAUGAUGGUGUUGGAGUCGUGCCUGGCCAUGCAGUCAUGAGUGAACAGGGAGUACAGGAGGGGACUGAGCACGCAACCCUGAGGGGCCCCCGUGUUAAGGAUCAGCGUGCCGGAUGUGUUGUUACCUACCCUUACCACCUGGGGGCGGCCCAUCAGGAAGUCCAGGAUCCAGUUGCAGAGGGAGGUGUUUAGUCCCAGGGUCCUUAGCUUAGUGAUAAGCUUUGAGGGCACUAUGGUGUUGAACGCUGAGCUGUAGUCAAUGAAUAGCAUUCUCACAUAGGUGUUCCUUUUGUCCAGGUGUGAAAGGGCAGUGUGGAGCGCGAUAGAGAUUGCAUCAUCUGUGGAUCUGUUGGGGUGGUAUGCAAAUUGGAGUGGGUCUAGGGUUUCUGGGAUAAUGGUGUUGAUGUGAGCCAUGACCAGCCUUUCAAAGCACUUCAUGGCUACAGACGUGAGUGCUACCAGUCGGUAGUCAUUUAGGCAGGUUACCUUAGUGUUCUUGGGCACAGGGUCUGCUUGAAACAUGUUGGUAUUACAGACAGGGAGAGGUUGAAAAUGUUAGUGAAGACACCUGCCAGUUGGUCAGCGCAUGCUCUGAGUGCACGUCCUGGUAAUCCGUCUGGCCCUGCGGCCUUGUGAAUGUUGACCUGUUUAAAGGUCUUACUCACAUCGGCUACGGAGAGUGUGAUCACACAGUUGUCCGGAACAGCUGAUGCUCUCAUGCAUGUUUCAGUGUUACUUGCCUCGAAGCAAGCAUAGAAGUAAUUUAGCUCGUCUGGUAGGCUCGUGUCACUGGGCAGCUCGCGGCUGUGCUUCCCUUUGUAGUCUGUAAUAGUUUGCAAGCCCUGCCACAUCCGACGAGCGUCGGAGCCGUUGUAGUACGAUUCGAUCUUAGUCCUGUAUUGAUGCUUUGCCUGUUUAAUGGUUCUUCGGAAGGCAUAGCGGUAUUUCUUAUAAGCUUCCAGGUUAGAGUCCCGCUCCUUGAAAGCAGCAGCUCUACCCUUUAGCUCAGUGCAGAUGUUGCCUGUAAUCCAUGGCUUCUGGUUGGGGUAUGUACGUACAGUCACUGUGGGGACGACAUCAUCGAUGCUCCUCAAUGCCAUCGGAAAAAACCUGGAACGUAUUGCAGUCUGUGCUAGCAAAAAGUCCUGUAGCUUAGCAUCUGCUUCAUCUGACCACUUUUUUUAUUGACAGAGUCACUGGUGCUUCCUGCUUUAGGUGAAAUUGAGGUACAGUAAUGGUAGUACAGCUGCAAUGCUUAACUAUCUGAAAGGGACGCACCUUGAGUCCCAAACCGUUGCUGGCAGCAGCAUUGUGAAUUUGCAUUUUAUGAAAUGUUCUUAUCGUUUUAACAGAAAAAACCCCAAAAGGCAGUUUAAGCAUUUUUUUAUAUUUUUAUUCACAUCCCUACACCAUAGCCAUUCACGCAAUAGCUCUCUGCCCCCUCCGUCUGUCCCUAUAGCCAGUGGUGCUGUGUGGCUUCCAGGAGUGGACAGGCAGCCUUCAGGGCAUUGUGACCCAGGCUCUGGAUCACGUGAAGGGGCAGGAGGCCAGCCUGACGGCCCUCAAACUAGCAGCACUCACCCUGGAGGAGGGACACUCGCAGACACAGGUUGGUAGGGCUGGGUGUGUGUAUGAAUGAUUGAUUUGUGCCUAAGCAUUGGCUUAGUUUCUUAGUUCAAAGCUUCUUUCUGUUCUUUAUUCCCCCCCCCCCCCCCCCCUUCUCUCUCUAUUCUUUAUCCCCCCCCCCCCCCCCCCCUUCUCUCUCUAUCUGUACCUCUACCCUCUCUUUCUGGCUGUCUCUCUAUCUGUACCUCUACCCUCUCUUUCUGGCUGUCUCUCUAUCUGUACCUCUACCCUCUCUUUCUGGCUGUCUCUCUAUCUGUACCUCUACCCUCUCUUUCUGGCUGUCUCUCUAUCUGUACCUCUACCCUCUCUUUCUGGCUGUCUCUCUAUCUGUACCUCUACCCUCUCUUUCUGGCUGUCUCUAUCUGUACCUCUACCCUCUCUUUCUGGCUGUCUCUCUAUCUGUACCUCUACCCUCUCUUUCUGGCUGUCUCUCUUUCUUUCCCUCUCUCGCUCCCAGGAGGAGUGUGGGUUUACGAGGGCAGCCAUGGACAAGGUUCAGAGUAGUUAUCUUGGCUCGCUGCAGGAGCUGGGAGAUCUACUGAGGAAGAGAGCUGAUUCGCUGAUUCGCCUCAAGAUCUGA
This is a messenger RNA of Coregonus sp. 'balchen', 13809 nucleotides long. NCBI's taxonomy places the organism in Eukaryota, Metazoa, Chordata, Actinopteri, Salmoniformes, Salmonidae. The record is from the annotation of a GenBank genome assembly.